AUGUUUGAAGAUUUUGGAGUUGCUGGUAUGUUCAUGGGACAACAAAGCACAUUUUCAUUAUAUGCAUCGGGGAUAUCAUCAGCUCUUGUAUUAGAAAUGGGGGAUGGAGUGACUCAAUGUGUUCCUUUGUUUGAAGGUACUCCUCUUCAUCACGCUAUUACUACAAGUCCAAUUGGUGGUGGUGAAAUAACCGAUUUUAUUUUGGAACAAUUGAAACACGUGAAUGAAAUUUUUCAUAUAAAACACGUUGGUAAGAACAUUGCAAGAGAGAUUAAAGAGCAAUUUGGAUACGUGUCUUUGAAUUUCAAUCAAGAAGUGCUAAACCAAUUACAAGUCGUCCAAAGUACAUUUCAACUGCCAGAUGGACAAAAAAUCAAAAUUGGAAAAGAACUUUUCGUUGGCGCUGAAAUACUUUUUCAACCUUCUAUAAUUGGAGAAGAAGGGUUAGGUAUUCAUCACAUGGUAUAUAACUCGAUUAUGAAAAGUGAUGUCGACUGUAGAUCAACUUUUUUAAGAAAUAUAGUGGUGUCUGGAGGGUCUUCUUUGUUACCAAAUCUGUCUGAAAGACUUGAAAAUGAAUUACAAAAAUUAGUGACACAAUAUAUAAAAUGUCAAACAAUAACAAUGCCUGACACAAAAAUCGAGGCAUAUAUCGGAGCAUCUAUAUUUGGUGAAUUAAAUAUUUUCAAUCAAUGUGCUAUUUCAAAAACAAUGUAUGAUGAAAGAGGUUCUAAUGUAAUAAACAUAUAUUAUAAUUAA
Molecule: messenger RNA, 759 nt
Organism: Entamoeba invadens IP1
Lineage: Eukaryota; Evosea; Mastigamoebida; Endamoebidae
Product: actin, putative
Exons: 1
Coding region: 1-759 (252 amino acids)
Source: RefSeq, a predicted model, not a curated record